Molecule: messenger RNA, 1058 nt
Organism: Varanus komodoensis (Komodo dragon)
Lineage: Eukaryota; Metazoa; Chordata; Lepidosauria; Squamata; Varanidae
Gene: GRP
Product: gastrin releasing peptide
Exons: 3
Coding region: 226-702 (158 amino acids)
Biological process (GO): neuropeptide signaling pathway
Molecular function (GO): neuropeptide hormone activity
Source: RefSeq, a predicted model, not a curated record
GUCCGACGACGCGGAAAGGAGCGCCGCACUCGCACCCGCACCCGCACUCGCACUCGCACCCGACUGGUGGCGGCAGCCGCAGCAGCAGCAGCAGCAGCAGCAGCAGCCGAGGCCAGAGGACCGGAGGCGGCGGCGGCCCGCGCCUUCCCCGCUCGCUCGCCCGCCCGCUCGCCCCGUCCGCUCCAGUCGAGCGCAGUGCGCCCCGUCGAGGCAGCGCGACGCUCCAUGGCGCGCCCCGCGCUCCAGCUGCUGCCGAAGCCCCGCCGGCUCUUCUCGCUCCUGGCUCUCGCCGCCGUCGCCCUGUCGCUCGACGGGCGCGCCGCCAGCGCGGCGCCCUUGCAGGGCAGCGGCACCCCGAUGGCCAAGAUCUACCCGCGCGGCAGCCACUGGGCAGUCGGUCACUUCAUGGGGAAAAAGAGCACUGGAGAGUUUCCGUACGUAUAUGAAGAACAAAAUGCGCCUCCUUUGUCCUCAGUACUUGAUGAGGACGAGCUGCUGGGAGACUCUUUGCACUGGAGAGAGAUGUUCAAGCAGUUCCUCCGGCUCCUAGAGGGGAAUGAAAGCCAAAACGCCCACAUCCUCAGGGAAGACGUGCCAUUUUCCACCAAGGGCGCUUGGGAGGCAGAGGAUAAGAAGAGCUUCAAAGACAUGAUGGAUUCUUUGCUGCAAGUGAUGGAUAGAAAAGAAACUACUCCAAGCUGAAGUGACUUUGACCCAACACCAAAGGCAUAGAAUAAUAUCUUUAAGAGACUAUGACUUUUCAUAAACAUUUUAUUGUAUAUGAUAACAGAUAAAUUAUCUUUUGUGUUAAAAACAAUUUUCCUUUGGUGUAAAAUAACCUGUGCACUUGUACGCCUAACAGUGACUGCAUUCUUUAGCGGCUUUUUCCUUUCAAACCGCAUUUUUUCUUGUUUGUACUGCUUUGUUGUACAUAAUUGUCGAUGAAGGGUCUUCCAAUUCUCUGAUGGUACUUUGCCAGUUCUCUCUCAGAUCACUUCAUCUUUUACAACCAUCCAACAUCUCAACAUUCACAAUAAAUAAGUAUAUAUUACACACAC